Molecule: messenger RNA, 4350 nt
Organism: Symbiodinium pilosum
Lineage: Eukaryota; Dinophyceae; Suessiales; Symbiodiniaceae
Source: the annotation of a GenBank genome assembly
GAGACCGGCUCGGGCUCUGCCCAGCGCUCGCAGCCAAAGGACCUUCCGAAAGCCAAGAAAAAAGGGCCUGGCUCAAAAGGAGGCAAGGCCGCGGUAGCCGGAAGCCAAGAAGAGCAGGAGGAGCAGUCGGAGAAGCAAGCUCAGCAAAAGCGCGAGGCUAUCGCAGCCCUUCGGCGGCGCCACCGGAUCCACGUCAGCCCUGGUACCCCAGACCCUGUUGAGUCCUUCGAGACCAUGGAGAGCAGGGGCAUUCCGCCUUGGCUGGUCCGGAACCUGACUUCAUUGGGCUUCUCCCAGCCAACUCCGAUUCAGAUGCAAUGCUUCCCAGCCAUCAUGUCAGGAAGCCACGUUCUUGCAUCUGCGCCCACUGGCAGCGGGAAAACUAUUGCCUUCCUCGGGCCCAUUCUCGCCCUGCUGGCUAAGCCCGGAAAGGAGUUUGCGCGUGCUUUGGUUGUGGAUCCUUCGCGUGAGCUGGCCAAGCAGACGCUGGAUGAGUUUGCGAAGCUUACCGCCGGGCGAAAGUGGAACGGCCGCCUGGUUGACAAGCUAUCUGGUGACAAGGCUGGGAACAUCAAGCGACUAGACGUUGCGGUGGCGACACCCCUUCGGCUGGUCUCGCUACUGCGUGAGAAUCGAAUAUCGCUGGACUCACUGAAGCACCUGGUCUUUGAUGAGGCAGACAAACUUCUGGACUUGGGCUUUGCGCCACAGAUGGACGAACUGCUGACUUUCUGCCCCAAAGAUAAGGGCAGACUUAUGCAAACCAUGAUGUUUUCGGCGACCCUUCCGCCAGUUGUCGUGGACCUUGCUGGCUCCAUUCUGACGUCACCCCUGCGGAUCAGCAUUGGAGACGUAAAUGCUGCAGCUCCGGACGUAGAGCAGAAGCUACUUUUCAUCACCAGCGAGGAUGGCAAACUGUUUAGCUUGCGGCAGCUGCUCCAGGAUGGCGAGAUCAAGCCUCCCGCCCUGGUCUUUGUUCAGUCCAAGGAGCGUGCCAAGGAGCUCUUUGGCGAGCUGGUCUACGAUGGGAUCUUUGUCGAUGCGAUCCAUGCAGACAGGACGAAGCUGCAGAGAGACAACACGGUCAAGGCUUUUCGAGCUGGCAAGCUUUGGGUCCUCAUUUGCACUGACCUCAUGGCUCGCGGUGUUGACUUCAAAGGCGUGGAAACGGUGAUCAAUUACGAUUUCCCCCAGUCGGCAGCCACGUACAUCCACAGGAUUGGGCGUACAGGCCGCGCGGGCAGGAAUGGCAAGGCUAUCACCUUGUUCACCAUUGAAGACUUUGAAUCGCUUCGCAGUAUCGUUGGGGUGAUGCGGCAGUCUGGCUGCGAAGUGCCCGACUGGAUGCUCCGCCUGAAGGCAAAGCCCAAGAAGGAGAGACGAAUGGCAGAGUGGAGACAGCCGAAGCGCAAGCGAAUCAGCACGGUCUCCGGCUACGACAAAAAGAAAGCGCACAAGAAGCAGCAGAUGGUGGAAGCCAGCAAGAAGCGAAAGAAGGACAACAAGGACAAUGAAGUACGAGUUGAGAAGGUGCGCAAACUGCGGCUAGCCAAGUCACAAGUACGCGACUACUGGCCCCACAUCGUCCGCACCAAGUUUGACUUGGAGCCGUCGGAGUCACCAGAGCUAGUCUCCCGGCUGCGCUUUUGCUGCACCUCCUGUGGCGAAGCUGUGACCUUGACCGCCUGUGGGCGUGUGCAUAUGUCUACUCUGUGGCGCCCUUUCGAUGUGCGCUUGUCCUUGGAGUCCAAGUCCGGUACGCCAGCAGGAUCGAGAGGUGCCGCCUUCGCUCGCGUCAUCCUUUGCCCCUCCAUGCUUUGCAACCCUACUGCGGGUUUGCUGACACUUGAGCUGUUUCCAGCGUAUCCUGGAGGGCCAGGAGUCAUGGAGCUGUUGGAUUCCCAAUCUGAAGAGCAGAUUGGCGACCCAGCUCUUGCCCUUCAUGACAGACCUGCUGGUCUCCGGCUUCUUUUGGACACCGAGGGCAGUCCCGCUUUGAUUUUGGAUGGGAAGUUCCAAGAUCUCGCGAGUGGCCGCCGCCAGCAGCAGCUUUGUGUUGAGGUGUCUUCGCAGGAUGCUACGCAAAAUGUCCUGCUGGAGAUCCAGGCACUCUCCGGAGCACGGACCUUGCUGGUCUCGAUCUGCUUGGCAGCCCUCGGCCCUCUGGGAGAUGUGCCCGUCUUGGCCUACCACCUCCACUUUGGCUCCAGGUGCAGCCUGUCGCUCAUAGCAAGUUUCGAACCUCGACGCCACCAGGUGGCACUGCGAGACGCCGAGGCGCCGACGUCCUUGCGACCACCUCUGACUGUCGAGUCAAAAACCUUGUCAAAAGCCACGGAGAAGGAGCAGCAGCGCCAAAGGCUUGCGCAGGAUCUCCGGCAGCUCCCCCGGCCACGAGCUUUCGUUCCAAGCCCCGGUCGCCCACGUGCGGCAACGGCCAAGCUCGAGGCUUUGCAGAAGGACGACCUUCAGCCAGGCAUCGUCACGCCGCUCGUCAGCAAGGCUGCUCUGGACCUCCGCCUUGCAUUUGCUCCACACAGCGACGCAGGGAACGCAGCCAUGAGCGCAGUGGAGCGCGGGAGUAACUGGCAGCUGGCGUUAUCCAUGGUCUUCCAGGCCAACUAUGUAGUGAUCACAGCCCUGGGGCGCAGCAGUCAGUGGCAAGCUGCCCUCCAACUCCUGCAGGAGUUCGAGUCCAAUGAGAUUGAGCCGGGUGCCAUCACUUUCAACGCAGCAAUCAGCGCAUGCGGGGCGCAGGCACAGGUAGCGCGGACACCAGGUCGCUGGCAGAAGACAUUGCAAGUCUUUGGCGGAAUGUGUGACUGGGGGCCGAAGCCAGACAUUGCUGCCUGCGGGUCAUUGAUGGAUGCGUUCGCCCGAGCUGGCCUUUGGGUUUUUGCUUUGUGGCUGCUCAGCUGCAUGUCAUGCACUGAGUCGCCACUACCAAAGCCGGACAUGGCAGCCUACACAGCUGCUAUGAGCGCCUGUGCUGCCUCCUUCCAGUGGGAGCAGGCCACACUCUGUUUACGAGACAUGCGCGCUCGGCUUGUUAGGGUUAGCGCGGCAGCAUACAAUGCCGCAUCUCUGGCAUGCGAACGGGCAGUACAAGUUCAGCCACUUCUACACCUCAUGAAGGACAUGCAUGAGGAAACGCUUCAGGCAGAUUCUAUCACAUACCUAGCUCUGACGAGUGCCUUGGGCAAGGGGCAGCAAUGGGAGCGGGCCCUGGCAGAGUUCGGGAGCCUGCACUGCAAAGCUGUGAGGCCUUCAUCGAAUCUAGUCAACAGCGCUAUCACCGCAUGUGAGAAGGGCUAUGCCUGGCUUUCAGCCAUGUCCGUGUUCGGCGAGUUGCGCAACUUCAGGAUCCUGCCCACUGUGGUCUCAAGCAGUGCAACGAUCACGGCAGCAGCAGCGCAACAAGAGUGGCUGCCAGCCAUUUGUUUACUUGAGGACAUGGUGGACUGGCAGGUGCAGGCUGAUACCAUUGCAUGGAAUUCGAUGUUAGAUGCAUGCGAGCUUUCGUCUCAGUGGACUUUGGCUUGUGACUUACUGGCAGAGAUGAAUUGGGGUAGUGGCAGCGAUGAUGUUGGCAUUGUUGCUCUGCUGGCCGCAUCUGGUGCGUCUGAGAAUGCCGAGCAACCAAAAGCGCUGAUGGCUUUGAUGGGCCAGCUGAGGAGCCAGUGCAGGAAAGAGCUACAAGAUGCAACAGGUAAGCAGAGACAGCAGAAGUAUUCGGUGGGUGAGGCAGAGCCGAGCAGUAUGUCGCAUAUGCUGGAGGCCCACGAGCUGUUGGUUGUCCAUGGAGCAGCAGCAUCAGACCUUCAAGUCGGGACAGCCCUGGCCGUUCUCAGACCCUGCUUGGUGUCGUUGCAGAGCUUGUGUGGCCUCGGUGCAAAGCGCAUGCUGCCAGCGGCUGGUUCUCAGCUUUGGGAGCCUGUUCUGGAGAGGCAGUUUAGCCUAGGUGACGUGUUCACGCGCCUUGCUCUGCACCGCGUCUCGAUGGACAGUCUGUUGGGCCACCAUUGGUUUGGUGCAGCUGCCUACGAGUCGAGGAAGGUCUUGCGGCAACCAGCACAGCUCUCACAAGAUCAUGACUCCAUUUUGGCUGGUGCGAGCGGCCAGGAUCCAAGUCUUCUACAGAAAACACCAUCUGCAGAGGGCCUGGCAGGGUGGUUGGCCGCUACAACUCCAAACAACCAAAGCGCAAGCAGCCGGGGCCAGGUCCUUGGUUAUGGUGGUGGUGAGCAAGGGCCGUUGCGACCGGUCUUUGUGCAGCAUGAUAGAUCCAGGCAUGCUGAGAGAUUGGCGCUCUCACAGCUCAUUGCGUGGUGGAUGGGCGCUCCGAUGUGA